Molecule: messenger RNA, 4512 nt
Organism: Lates calcarifer (barramundi perch)
Lineage: Eukaryota; Metazoa; Chordata; Actinopteri; Centropomidae
Gene: eif3s10
Product: eukaryotic translation initiation factor 3, subunit 10 (theta)
Exons: 22
Coding region: 144-3878 (1244 amino acids)
Biological process (GO): formation of cytoplasmic translation initiation complex; translation reinitiation
Cellular component (GO): eukaryotic translation initiation factor 3 complex, eIF3e; multi-eIF complex; eukaryotic translation initiation factor 3 complex, eIF3m
Molecular function (GO): translation initiation factor activity; mRNA binding
Source: RefSeq, a predicted model, not a curated record
AGCUAGGCCACUCACGAGGUUCAUCCUUUCUCAGCCAGCACCGUCGCAGCGGUUGAGUGCGUGGCUUGGAUGGACUGGUGAAAAUCUGUCAGAAAUCCACAAGAGUCAGCCCAGUUUGGAGUUUCCACUAGAACGGCACCGACAUGCCGGCGUAUUUUCAGCGGCCAGAGAACGCUCUGAAACGAGCGAACGAGUUUCUUGAGGUUGGCAAGAAACAGCCAGCGUUGGAUGUUUUGUACGAUGUCAUCAAGAGCAAAAAACAUCGAACAUGGCAGAAGAUCCACGAGCCCAUCAUGCUCAAGUACCUGGAGCUCUGCGUGGAUCUGCGCAAGAGCCACCUGGCCAAGGAGGGUCUGUACCAGUACAAGAACAUCUGCCAGCAGGUGAAUAUCAAAUCUCUGGAGGAUGUGGUUAGAGCUUACCUGAAGCUGGCGGAGGAGAAGACGGAGACCGCCAAGGAGGAGUCCCAGCAGAUGGUCCUGGACAUCGAGGAUCUGGACAACAUCCAGACCCCAGAAAGUGUGCUCCUGAGCGCUGUGAGCGGAGAGGACACUCAGGAUCGUACCGACCGCCUGCUGCUCACUCCCUGGGUCAAGUUCCUGUGGGAGUCCUACCGCCAGUGCCUGGACCUGCUCCGAAACAACUCCAAGGUGGAGCGUCUGUACCAUGACAUUGCCCAGCAAGCAUUCAAGUUCUGCCUUCAGUACACCCGCAAAGCUGAGUUUCGCAAGCUCUGUGACAACCUGCGUAUGCACCUGGGGCAGAUCCAGCGCCACCACAACCAGAGCACCGCCAUCAACCUGAACAACCCUGAGAGCCAGUCCAUGCACCUGGAGACGCGUCUGGUGCAGCUGGACAGCGCUAUUAGCAUGGAGCUCUGGCAGGAAGCGUUCAAGGCUGUUGAGGACAUCCACGGUCUGUUUGCUCUUUCCAAGAAGCCUCCCAAACCCCAGCUGAUGGCCAACUACUACAACAAGGUGUCUACUGUGUUCUGGAAAUCUGGAAACGCUCUCUUCCACGCCUGCACCCUUCACCGCCUCUACCACCUGUCCAGGGAGAUGCGCAAGAACCUGACCCAAGACGAGAUGCAGAGGAUGUCCACCAGAGUCCUCCUGGCCACCCUCUCCAUCCCCAUCACCCCCGAGCGCACGGAUAUCGCCCGGCUGCUGGACAUGGACGGCAUCAUUGUGGAGAAGCACCGCAGGCUGGCCACUCUCCUGGGCCUGCAGUCCCCACCGACCCGCCAGAGUCUCAUCAAUGACAUGGUGAGAUUUAAUCUGCUGCAGUAUGUCGUACCUGAAGUGAAAGAUCUUUACAACUGGCUAGAGGUCGACUUUCAUCCUCUGAAACUGAGCGGAAGAGUCACCAAGGUGUUGAACUGGGUCAGAGACCAGGCUGAGAAGGAGGCUGAUCUGCAGCAGUAUGUUCCUCACCUGCAGAGCAACACCAUCCUGAGGCUCCUGCAGCAGGUCGCACAGAUCUACCAGAGCAUCGAGUUCAGCCGUCUGGCCUCCCUGGUUCCAUUUGUUGACGCCUUCCAGCUGGAGCGCUCUAUCGUGGACGCCGCCCGCCACUGUGACCUCCAGGUCCGGAUAGACCACACCUCUCGGACUCUGAGCUUUGGCUCUGACCUGAACUACUCAACCAAAGAAGAUGCUCCUGUCGGUCCGUUCCUCCAGAACAUGCCGUCAGAGCAGAUCAGGAACCAGCUGACUGCCAUGUCUGCUUCUUUGGCCAAAGCCAUCCAGGUCAUCAAGCCUGCCUCCAUCCUGCAAGAGCGUGAGGAGCAGAACCAGCAGGCCAUCGCCGCCUACCUGAAAAACGCCCGCAAGGAUCACCAGCGCAUCCUGGCUCGCAGGCAGACCAUCGAGGAGCGUAAGGAGCGCCUGGAGAGCCUGAACAUCCAGCGUGAGAAGGAGGAGCUGGAGCAGCGGGAGGCUGAGAUGCAGAAGGUCCGCAAGGCCGAGGAGGAGCGUCUGCGGCAGGAGGCCAAGGAGAGGGAGAAGGAGCGCAUCAUGCAGGAGCACGAGCAGAUCAAGAAGAAGACGGUCCGCGAACGGCUGGAGCAGAUCAAGAAGACUGAACUCGGAGCCAAGGCCUUUAAGGAUAUUGAUAUUGAGGACCUGGAGGAGCUGGAUCCUGACUUCAUCAUGGCCAAACAGGUGGAGCAGCUGGAGAAGGAGAAGAAGGAGCUCCAGGAGCGUCUGAAGAACCAGGAGAAGAAGAUCGACUACUUUGAGAGAGCCAAACGCCUCGAGGAGAUUCCUCUCAUCAAGAAGGCUUACGAGGAGCAGCGCAUCAAGGACAUGGAACUGUGGGAGCUCCAGGAGGAGGAGAGGAUCAGCAACAUGAAAGUUGAGCGGGAGAAGGCUCUGGAGCACAAGAAGCGCAUGUCCAGGAUGAUGGAGGACAAAGAAAACUUCUUGUCAAAGAUAACCGCUGCUCGUAGCUUCAUCUACGAGGAAAAACUGAAAGCUUUCCAGGAGCGUUUGGUGGAGGAGAGGAAGAAGCGCCUGGAGGACAGGAAGAGGCAGCGCAAAGAGGACAGGCGUAACGCUUACUACCGCCAGAAGGAGGAGGAGGCACAGCGCAUCCACGAGGAGCAGCUUAAGAAAGAGCGCGAGGAGCGUGAACGCCUGGAGCAAGAGCAGCGAGAGGAGGAGGAGAGGGAGUACCAGGAGCGUCUGCGCAAGCUGGAGGAGCAGGAACGGAAGCAGCGCGCUCGUCAGCAGGAGAUCGAGGAGCGGGAGCGCCGUCGUGAGGAGGAGAGAAGGGGCCAGCCAGAAGAGAAAACCAAGGAGUGGGGCGAUAAGGAGGAGGGAGGAUGGAGGCGGCGCACUGAGGGAGGAGGUGAAUCAGAGUGGCGUCGUCCUCCACCUGACAGGGAGUGGAGACAGGAGACGCAGGACAAUGACAGGGAGGAGAGGGAGGUGCCCUUCAGGCGAGGAGACUCCCGCAGAGAAGACAGAGGUCCCCGUCGUGGCUUUGACGACGAUCGCGGUCCGCGUCGUGGCGGCGAUGAUGACCGUCCUCUGCGCAGAGGGAUGGACGAUGACCGUCCUCCUCGCAGAGCCUUCGAUGAUGACCGCGGCCCGAGGAGGGGCGGAGAUGACGAUCGCGGCCCGAGGCGUGGUUUCGACGACGACCGCGGUCCCAGACGCGGCUUUGACGACGAUAGAGGUCCUCGCAGGGGCAUGGACGACUCCAGGGGUCCCAGACGUGGGGUCGACGACGACUGGGGUCCCAGGAGAGGAGGCGAUGAUGACAGAGGUGGAAGAAGAGGCAUGGAUGAUGGACCGCGGCGUGGAGGUGAUGAUGCCAAACCCUGGAAACCCCUGGGCAGACCUGGUGGUUGGCGUGAGCGGGAGAAGGCCCGAGAGGAGAGCUGGGGACCCCCCCGCGGUGGCGACCAUGACGAUGGUGAUGAGGGCGAAGGAGAUGAAAGACCCAGCGACCGCUUCAGAGACCGGCGUCCGCACAGAGAGGAGGGCGCCUGGAGGAGAGGCGGCGGAGGCACAGAUGAGGGGAGUGGCUGGAGAGAUGCUCGCAGGGACGACACCGACCGCGACGAUCGCCGUGACCGAGAUGAUCGCCGUGAUGAUCGCCGUGACGAUCGCCGUGGUGACCGCCGUGAUCGGGACAGAGACAGAGACGACCGUGACCACAGAGGUCCAACCAGAGAUCCUGACGAGGGUGGCUCUUGGCGUCGUGGAGGCGAUGAUAAGCGGGAGGAGCGGGACAGAGACCGGCCGCGAGACAGAGAACGCGACCGGGACCGCGACGCCGACGGAGAAAAGGGUUGGCGCACUGAGAAGGAAAUGCCUCGUCGCACCAAGAACGAGACGGAUGAUGACGGCUGGACCACCGUCCGCCGCUGAGCAGCAGCCUCUGCAUCUAAUUAGUGAUAAAUUGGUUUUGGAAAAAUUUAAAAUAUUCAUUAUCCAGUGGUGAAUUAACAGCUACAAACGUCUGAUCCUCAUGUGCGUUAAUUCCUUUUGAAUUAAAGAAAUAUUUGUAGAUGGUAGUUUUCCUGGGAGUUGUUUCCAUUUACUUUCAGCAGUUAAAAAACAAAAACAGAGGCUCUCCUCCACCUGAAACACCAUCAUUCAAUGAACUUGUGAGCACUUAGGCCUCACUCAAACCCAUUAAUCUAAACAUGACUGCCCCCUAGUGGUUAGGAGUGUUCUCACCUACAAUAAUUCAACUGAAAAACCAGUGAACCUGCUCCAACUUUCAAUGCAAACUUGAGUCUAUCACCAACUGCCUCUUUUGAAUAAUUAACCUUUUCAGAAAUAUUAUAUAAUACUUCUAAUGGUCAUUUGCUUCAGUGCUGCUCCACCUAAUGUUUCAGAUGCUUCUCAUAAAAGAAUUAGAAGAAUUUCCAUUUUGUUGUGUAUGCUUAGAGUAUUCAACUGGUCCUAUGUGCUUCUAUCUUGCUGCGGUCUGUGUUAUUAAACCAGGUUGCAUGUGUACAGAUAAAGCCUUUAUUAAUAAAGAUGUUUGUUCACCACC